Messenger RNA from Carassius gibelio (silver crucian carp), 2794 nucleotides. Its product is annotated as cleavage and polyadenylation specificity factor subunit 2. Gene Ontology annotation, molecular function: RNA binding. Gene Ontology annotation, cellular component: mRNA cleavage and polyadenylation specificity factor complex. Gene Ontology annotation, biological process: mRNA 3'-end processing by stem-loop binding and cleavage. The transcript is spliced from 15 exons. Lineage: Eukaryota; Metazoa; Chordata; Actinopteri; Cypriniformes; Cyprinidae. Bases 165 to 2528 code for a protein of 787 amino acids. The record is from RefSeq and is a predicted model, not a curated record.
UCCAGUGACGUCUGCAGCGUCAGUAAUGGCUGCUUCUCUCAUGCCGCAGAUCUGAAACAUUACGCUUCUAAGAAUUGAAACAUGAUUUUUCAGCGAUUUCCACUACUUAUUAUUGACCAAACCUGCUGAGAUCAAAAGCAAUCUAACGAGACACGGACGGCAGAAUGACGUCCAUCAUCAAGCUGACGGCUCUUUCCGGAGUGCAGGAGGAAUCGGCUCUGUGUUACCUGUUACAGGUGGAUGAGUUCCGCUUCCUGCUGGACUGUGGCUGGGAUGAGAGUUUCUCCAUGGACAUCAUAGACUCCCUGAAGCGGUAUGUGCAUCAGGUGGACGCAGUGCUGCUCUCUCAUCCGGAUCCUCUGCAUCUGGGAGCUUUACCGUACGCUGUGGGCAAACUGGGGCUCAACUGCACCAUCUACGCCACCAUCCCGGUCUACAAGAUGGGUCAGAUGUUCAUGUACGAUCUCUAUCAGUCUCGACACAACACAGAAGAUUUCACUCUGUUCACUCUGGAUGAUGUCGAUACAGCUUUUGACAAAAUCCAGCAGCUGAAAUACUCUCAGAUCGUCAACCUGAAAGGAAAAGGUCACGGUCUGUCCAUCACCCCACUUCCUGCGGGUCACAUGAUCGGUGGCACUAUCUGGAAAAUAGUGAAGGAUGGAGAGGAAGAGAUCAUCUAUGCUGUGGAUUUCAACCACAAGAGGGAGAUUCAUCUGAACGGCUGCUCGCUGGAGAACAUCAGCAGACCGUCUCUCCUCAUCACAGACUCCUUCAACGCCUCGUAUGUUCAGCCUCGCAGGAAACAGCGCGACGAGCAGCUGCUCACCAAUGUGAUGGAGACGCUCCGAGGCGACGGGAACGUGCUGAUCUCUGUGGACACGGCGGGGCGAGUGCUGGAACUGGCUCAGCUCCUGGAUCAGAUCUGGAGGACCAAAGACGCAGGUUUGGGCGUUUACUCGCUCGCCCUGCUCAACAACGUCAGCUACAACGUGGUGGAGUUCUCAAAGUCCCAGGUGGAGUGGAUGAGCGAUAAACUGAUGCGAUGCUUCGAGGACAAGAGGAACAACCCUUUCCAGUUUCGGCACCUGUCUCUCUGUCACAGCCUGGCCGAUCUGUCUCGGGUCCCCAGCCCGAAGGUGGUUCUGUGCAGUCAGCCCGACCUGGAGUCCGGCUUCUCACGAGAGCUCUUCAUACAGUGGUGUCAGGACGCCAAGAACUCCGUCAUCCUCACCUACAGGACCACACCGGGAACACUGGCCCGCUACCUCAUAGACACCCCGGGCGAGAAGAGGAUUGAGCUGGAGAUAAGAAAACGUUGUCGACUGGAAGGACGAGAACUAGAGGAAUACACAGAGAAAGAGAAAAUGAAGAAAGAGGCUGCCAAAAAACAAGAGCAGGCAAAAGAGGUGGACAUGGACUCGAGCGAUGAGAGCGAUAUGGACGAUGAUCUGGAGCAGCCGGUGGUGGUGAAGACCAAACAUCACGACCUGAUGAUGAAGGGCGAGGGCGGAAGGAAGGGCAGCUUCUUCAAACAGGCCAAAAAGUCCUACCCCAUGUUCCCUACUCACGAGGAGCGAAUCAAAUGGGACGAGUACGGAGAAAUCAUCAGGCCCGAGGAGUUUCUGGUUCCUGAGCUCCAGGCCACAGAAGAGGAGAAGAGCAAGCUGGAGUCCGGACUGACUAACGGAGAGGAGCCGAUGGAGCAGGACCUGUCCGACGUCCCCACCAAAUGUACCAGUGUCACACAAACUCUAGAGAUCAGAGCUCGAGUCUCGUACAUCGAUUAUGAAGGCCGUUCUGACGGCGACUCCAUUAAGAAGAUCAUUAACCAGAUGAAACCCAGACAGCUGAUCAUCGUUCACGGGCCGCCGGAGGCCAGCCAGGACCUGGCCGAGUCCUGCAAGGCCUUCAGCGGGAAAGACAUCAAAGUUUACCUGCCAAAACUGCAGGAGACGGUGGACGCCACCAGUGAGACCCACAUUUACCAGGUCAGACUGAAGGACUCGUUGGUCAGUUCGCUGCAGUUCUGUAAAGCUAAAGACACGGAGUUGGCCUGGAUCGAUGGCGUUCUGGACAUGCGGGUGGAGAAAGUGGACACGGGUGUCAUCGCAGAGAUGGGAGACGCCAAAGAGGAGACGGAGGAUGGAGAGCCGGCUAUGGACGUCACGCCGGACCUGACCACUGAGCCCAGCGCCGCUGCUAACCAGCAGGCCAUGAAGACUCUGUUUGGAGAAGACGAGCGGGAGAUUUCAGAGGAGAGCGACGUCAUUCCCACACUGGAGCCGCUGCCUGCUAAUGAGGUCCCGGGUCAUCAGUCUGUGUUCAUCAACGAGCCUCGUCUGUCAGACUUUAAGCAGGUUCUGCUGCGUGAAGGGAUCCAGGCUGAGUUUGUGGGCGGAGUUCUGGUGUGUAAUAAUCUGGUGGCUGUCAGGAGGACGGAAGCGGGCCGCAUCUGUCUGGAAGGAUGCCACUGUGAUGACUACUACAGGAUUCGUGAGCUGUUGUAUCAGCAGUAUGCUGUAGUUUAACGGAUCUCAAUCAGCUCCAGUCCCUCCUUUCGUUACCUUUCCUUUUCUAGGUUUUGAGUUGUGUAUGUUUUAUUAUAGUUUCUCCCUCUCGUUUACAAGACAGACGUUCAUUCUGAAAGUGACCCGAGAAGAGAGAGCGUCUGUCUGGACUGAAGAAGAAUCGAUGCUCCAAUGUUUUGUUCUGAACUGCUGGAUGCAAAGAAACGUUUGAGCUUUUUUUUUUUUUACCACCCCAUGUUUUGCUCAGAUAAAUUUUCAUAAUGAAA